UCAUAGACCGGGGCAAGCAAGCAAAGCCGAAAAGCACAGCGAAUUAUUUUGAUAUACAGCCCCAGGCAGUAUUCGGUUGUAGUAUCUUCUCGUAGAAAUUACUCUUAGUGUUUGGCUGAUUCUACAUGUUCAGUGAAAACUACGCGGUCUACGUUAUAUACUAGUGGUGAUGUAGGGUCUUUCAACAUUCAAAUAUAAGGAUGGAGAAGGAUGAAGAGUAUAUCCCUGAUCUACCUCCGGACCCGGAGAGUUCUCCUCUCAACCCGUCCUUGCUCCGGGAAAGGUCCUUAACUCCGUUUCUCCGGUCUCAGGGUAGAACAGACGGACGCGGAUUAGUGUUCAACUCAAGAAUUAGUCCCUCUCCGGUCCGAACCAUGCGGAGGAGACGAAAACAUAUUACCUCUCCGACAGCAGGAGUCAGUUCAAGAGAAUUCACACCGAGAAACCUUUCAAAAGAGUUUCUUCUUAAUUCUUCUGACUCUGAAUCUGAACAGUACAAGCACUCGACACCGAUCCAAAGCAAAUCCACGAGAACCGAAUCCAACAAAUCCACGAAAAUGAUUUCCAAGAUGUCGUCUUCUAGGACUAAAGUGAUUCAAUUUUCUGAAGAGCAAACAAGUACUUCUUCUUCAAUAUCUAGUCAAAAAUAUACGGAUGGAAGGUUCAAAACACCUUCAAGAAACAAUUCUCUUAUAAAUGCUUCCAGUUUAAACGGAUCUCCCAAGCUCUUGUUUUGGGAGGGAGAUGCUUGGAAGUACAGUCCUAGAACCGGAUAUACGUAUGCUAAAUCUCUUACUUACAGGGAGACCAUUACACCUGGUAGAGAUGAUCCAAUGCCUCAUAUGGCAAGAUGGCCCCUGUAUCUACAUAGGGGAAAUACCGGAGUUUCUACUCAAACUACAACCCGGAGAGAAGAGAAGUUUGUUGAAACUAGAACCAAAAAGAAUCUACUCUCCGAGUUCUCUGAUGAAGAAGGGUUGGACGGAACCCAAGAGAAGAAGUUAAACUAUGGUUACCGAGGCCGGAGCUGGGAUAUGAAGGAAUCCUCCAGAAGGAACCAGGACGGGAAAGCAGGGUUCUCUAUCUCCCGAACCUUGUCCAGCUCCUGGCACUUGUUACUUUGGGUUCUCCAGACACUGUUCAGUAAAAUAUCUUGUUCUAUCCUUCUACUCCUCGUCCUUCUCUACACAGUAUUCAGUUUUCCAAUUAUACAGGCAACAAGAUUAUAUCAGGAUAGGGGUCGGUAUUUAAUCAACACUCUUUUCAGUCGAGGAUCUGCAAGAAGUUUGCUAUCAUCUUUAAGUACUACGGGUGCAGUACCCGUAAUGCAUUCAACUACUUCCAUCCGUACUUCCUCAACUACCUUUACCUCCUAUCCUCCACCUACCUCCAGCAAUAUAACUGCUACCUCUUCUUCUACCUCCGAUCCUUCACCUGCCUUCAAAAAUAUAAAUUCUACCUCCAAGACUACUGCUACCUCUAGCACUACAUAUGCAACCUCCAAUCGCAGUAUUAUAAACGCCAAUUCAAUGCUGAAAGCUGCCUCCAUUUCUUCUAAUACCCCCUCCGAUCCUCCAGCCUAUACUUCCAACCCUCCUACUGCCACUAGAACUAGAGUUAACUCCUAUCUCUUAUUAUCUAAACCCAGUGAUGCAGAUAUUCAAGAUGAUAAUAACCUAUCCAUCUGGUCCAGAACCUGUGAGUUUUUUUUCAGUAUUUUUUCCUCUACUACUGUUCUACAAUAUUUUCGAGCUACGUCUGCUACAAGAAGAUCUGGUAGUUUGACAGCAUACAAAGGGGUUCCAACCAGGCGUAGUAGAAGAUUACAAGGUUUACCUGCUGAACUUAUUGAAGAGUUAAAGAAAGCAAGACAGAGGAGAAGGUUGGAGAGACAGAUUAGCUCAGGUAGCACUGAAUCCGUCCUACUCCAGGCAGCAGAGGAACCUGAUCAAGAUGAUGAAGAACUAUUAGAAGAAAUCCUUCUUCAAAGAGAAGAACUUAAUGAUAAAGACCGAGAAAAGGAUCAACAUCAUGAAAAAACUAAUGUUUUUACAACCCUGAACAUUUUCUUAUUUUCAUUAUUCAACUCUCUGAAACAAUUGUUCACAAAAGUAGGAUUUGGAAAGAAAGAUGUCCAAAAAACUUUUCCUCUGAGGCGUAGUAGAAGAUUACAAGGUUUACCAGCUGAAGUUAUUGAAGAGUUAAAGAAAGCAAGACAGAGAAGAAGGUUGGAGAGACAGAUUAGCUCAGGGAGCACUGAACCCAUCCUACUCCAGGCAGCAGAGGAACCUGAUCAAGAUGAUGAAGAACUAUUAGAAGAAAUCCUUCUUCAAAGAGAAGAACUUCCUCUUCAAAAAGAACAAGAAAAUCAUGAAGAAACUAGUGUUUUUGGAAUCUUGAGCACUUUCUAUUUCAAAUCUUCGAAUUUUCUGAAACAAAUGUUCACAAAAGUAGGAUUUGAAAAGAAUUUUAACCGACAAGACUUACCUCUGAGACGUAGUAGAAGAUUGCAAGGUCUGCCUGCAGAAGUUAUUGAAGAGUUAAAGAAAGCAAGACAGAGAAGAAGGUUGGAGAGACAGAUUAGCUCAGGGAGCUCUGAACCCAUCCUACUCCAGGCUCCAGAUGAACCUGAUCAAGAUGAUGAAGAACUAUUAGAAGAAAUCCUUCUUCAAAGAGAAGAACUUUCUCCUCAAAAAGAACAAGAACAUCAUGAAGAAACUAGUGUUAUUACAAUCUUGAGCACUUUCUAUUUCAAAUUUUCUAACUUCUUAAAACAAAUGUUCACAAAAGUAGGAUUUGAAAAGAAAUAUAACCGACAAGACUUUCCUAUGAGACGUAGUAGAAGAUUGCAAGGUCUGCCUGCAGAAGUUAUUGAAGAGUUAAAGAAAGCAAGACAGAGGAGAAGGUUGGAAAGACAGAUUAGCUCAGGAAACACAAGCACUGAAUCUGUCCUACUCCAGGCUCCAGAUGAACCUGAUCAAGAUGAUGAAGAACUACUUGAAGAAAUCCUUCAAAGAGAAGAAAAUAAGAAUCAAUACGAAGAAAAUUUAAGUAUUCUGACAAUUGUAAGAAAUUUCUGUGUUUCAUCAUUAAAUAUUUUUACAGAAAUCUUCACAAAAUUCGGAUUUGGAAAAGAACAUUUUGCUAAAAGAUCGCCACUUAAACGAAGCAGAAGAUUACAAGGUUUACCUGCUGAAGUUAUUGAAGAGUUAAAGAAAGCAAGACAGAGAAGAAGGUUAGAGAGACAGUUUAACUCAGGGAGCACUGAACCUGUCCUACUCCAGGCUCCAGACGAACCUGAUCAAGAUGAUGAAGAACUACUUGAAGAAAUCCUUCUAAGGAAAGAAUCUAACGAUGUUUUGCAAGAAAAUGUCAAUACACCUGGACAAUGGAAUGAGUUUAGAGCUCCUGCUGAGUUGAAAGGUUGCAAUCAUAAUGAUAAUGAAAUGUUUGAACUGAGUGAAGAUGAAACUGAUCAAAUAUUUCCAAACCAAACUAGCAAAUAUGAAAACUCCUGGAAACAGUUUCUCAGGUUUCUUUGUCUUCCAGUUUCCUGGAUACAUGGAAAGUUGUCUAGUUCAAUUCCAAUGAGUAAUACUGUUGGGUUGAGGAAAAGUAGAAGACUCCAGGGUUUACCACCACACAUCCUAGAGGAGUUUAAUAGGAUAACAUCAAGGAGAAUAUACGGAGAAUUAUCUAUAAAUCAAGAUUUAACCCCGGAAGAUGAAAAUAUCCUUAAUGAUAUACUGCUCCGAGAUGAAUUUAUCAAAGAGCCACGUGAUAACUCUACUACUGGAGAAAACAAGGCAAUGAUAAGUAAUGGAGCUUAUGAAUAUAAUGUUAGCGGAGUUGUCCCAGCUGUUUGGAACCAAGCAUCUAGAUUAGACUUUUUAUCCUUUCUUCUCUCUUUCCUUCCAAAGUUUUUAAAUCUGAAUUCUGUGACUCAAGAUGAAUUGAAAGGAACCACGGAACCUGAUUUAUCCCAGGAUGUCUUAAGCACUAAUAUUUGCGCAUCUAGACGCCCUGAAAUUUUAAUCAACACUUCUCAUCAAAAUGAAAUUAUAAGGAAGGCUAGAUUGCAAGAGAAACAUAAGUCUUCAAAAUCCCGAAUUCUCUGUUGGAUUCUUAUCCCUUUCUUUCUUGGAACUUGUUUUCUUCUAGUCGACCAUUUUCAACUGUUCAAUACUUCGUUAGAAAAACUUGGAAACUUGACAAUCAGUUUUAGAGAGAACUGUUAUAAAUAUUUAUCACGGAGUAACUUGUUCAUUGUGUCCAGUCUCUCCGGGAUUCAGAACUCAUUCUCAGAAUAUCUCAGUUCUAUUGGAGAAAUAAUUUAUGAUGUUUCAAACUCAAUUCUCAACUUCUUUGCAUCCAAACUUGAAGAUAGUUUAUCAUUCAUCCAAUCCUUGUUCUCUUGGAUGGUCCAGCUCCCAUCAACUGGAAUAAACUGGAGUUGGAGAAUUGUUUCCAAUGUUAGUUCAUCAGGGAUUUCUUCUUCAAGGAAAAUAAUCCAAACUGUUCAACAAAUUAUAGAGGAAAUUCUAUCUCGAGACACAAUUAAUUUUGGAACCUGGACUUGGAACCUUGGAUCUUCAAUUGGAACCUGGACUUGGAACCUUGGAUCUUCAAUUGGAACCUGGACUUGGAACCUUGGAUCUACAAUUGGAACCUGUAUUUGGAACCUUGGAUCUUCAAUUGGAACCUGGACCUGGAACCUAGGAUCUUCAAUUGGAAUCUGGACUUGGAACCUUGGAUCUUCAAUUGGAGCCUGGACUUGGAACCUUGGAUCUACAAUUGGAACCUGGACUUGGAACCUUGGAUCUUCAAUUGGAACCUGGACCUGGAACCUAGGAUCUUCAAUUGGAACCUUGACUCAGAACCUAGGCUCUUAUAUUGGAACCUCUACAUGGAACUUAGUCGCUUCUUUUGGAACCUGGACCCAAAAUCUAGGUUCUCAUAUUGAAACCUCUACAUGGAACAUAGGCACUUCCUUUGGAACCUGGACAUGGAUCCUAGGUUCUUCUAUUGGAACAGGAAUCCAGAACUUUGUGUCCUCUAUUGGAAUCUGUAUUUCUGAUCUAGCCUCUUACAUCCAAAACUCAACCUGGAACUUAGGCACUUCCUUUGGAACUUUGACAUCGAAUUUAAGCUCUGGUAUUGGAACAGGGAUCCAAAACUUUGCAUAUUCUAUUAGAAUCUGGGUCCAGAACCUAGGCUCUGAUAUUGUAACUUUUACUUGGAACCUAUGUGCUUCCUUUGGAACCUGGACAGUGAACCUGGGCUCUGAUAUUGGAUCCUCCACAUGGAAACUAUGCGCUUCCUUUGGCACCUGGAUAUGGAACCUGUGCUCCGAUCUUGGAACUUCUGCCUGGAACCAAGGAUCUUCCUUAGGAACGGCUAUCUUAACUUUACCAGCACAUUUUGGAACAGGAAUUUAUUCCUCUGGCGCAGAUGUUUCUACUGGAUUAUUUAACCUUGGAGCUUAUAUAUGGACCUGCUCCUUCAACAUUGGAUCUUAUAUAUUUAAUGGUUUCUGGAAUUUCGGAACAAAUAUAUUAGAUUGGAUUCUAAACCUCGGAUUGGGACUCGGAACUUCCAUGACAAGUUUAGGUGAAGGGUUUAUAAGUUUAACUUAGAGUCAAGGAUUUGCUUUUGGGUCUGGA
Messenger RNA from Eurytemora carolleeae, 5663 nucleotides. RefSeq lists its product as uncharacterized. NCBI's taxonomy places the organism in Eukaryota, Metazoa, Arthropoda, Copepoda, Calanoida, Temoridae. Bases 201 to 5636 code for a protein of 1811 amino acids. The transcript has 7 exons. The record is from RefSeq and is a predicted model, not a curated record.